Molecule: messenger RNA, 1069 nt
Organism: Pararge aegeria (speckled wood butterfly)
Lineage: Eukaryota; Metazoa; Arthropoda; Insecta; Lepidoptera; Nymphalidae
Product: pancreatic lipase-related protein 2-like
Exons: 4
Coding region: 82-972 (296 amino acids)
Biological process (GO): lipid metabolic process
Molecular function (GO): lipase activity
Source: RefSeq, a predicted model, not a curated record
UCAGUAUGCGCUGGUAGCGCACUGCCAGUAGUUCCAGGGGACAACAGCCAUUAUGUAGAAGGAGUGAGCCGCUACAUUUGGAUGCCCGAUCAAAAUGACGUACCUCAACUCGUUGAUCUUGAAGAACCAGUUGACGAGGUGGCACUGGCGGAAGCUAGAAACGGAGCAGACAACCAAUACUGGCUCUUCACCAGACGCAACCCAAGCGCCCGCCAAAUUAUCGUAAACGGUAACGCGAACUCCGUUCGUAACUCCAACUACAAUGGAGCAAGAGCACUUAAAGUAAUUGUCCACGGAUGGAACAAUAAUGGAAACUCUGAGGUGAACACCUACGUCAGGGACGCCUUCUUGGUCAACGGAGACCACAAUGUCAUUGUUGUUGACUGGAACCGUCUCGCCAACGGAGCUUACAAUAACGCAGUGCGUGGAGUUCCCGAUGUUGGACGCCACCUUGGCAACUUCCUGCAGUGGCUUAUCAACACCGGUGGUGGCAAUUGGAACCGCGUUCACUUAGUUGGCUUCAGUUUGGGUGCCCAUAUCGUUGGUAAUGCUGGCCGUCAAGUUGGUGGUCGUCCAAUUCGUGUCACAGGACUAGAUCCUGCCGGUCCUCAAUGGGGCGGAAACGCAAAUGCACUGAACCGCAACUCCGGAGUUUACGUCGAGUCGAUUCACACAGAUGGCCGCGCACUUGGCAUCAUGGACCCUAUUUCCAACGCUGACUUCUACCCCAACGGUGGCAGGAGCCCUCAGCCUGGGUGCGGAAUCAAUAACGCAUGUGCCCACGGCCGCUCAUAUCAGUUCUUUGCCUCAAGUGUGCGAACCAACCACUUUAUUGGCAGACAGUGCAGAAACCUGCAUGAAGCCGAACUUGCCACCUGCAGUGGUGCACAGCUCCGCAUGGGUAACUCCGAUUUAGGAAAACGGGGCAAUGGUCUAUUUGGACUGGUGACUCGUGCCAACUGGCCGUAUUAAUGGAUCAACACCGUCUUUACCUCACUACGGAAACCGUUUUUAAUAAGAUUAUUAUUUAUUAAACAACCUCAGCUAUACUAAUGGAUGUAAAUAUAGA